AUGGCCAGUUCAGGAUACGUAAUCAAUAUAUCAUCAGACGAAGAAGAAAUAGACGACAAUGAUGUCGAAAUCGUUGAAUUUCGCAAAUUAACAGCUGACCUAAUGGAACACCCACAACAAUCAUCCGAAUCAAGAAGAACAACCAAAAAACUAGCAGAUGUUCAAUGUCCCAUUUGUUUUGAUGAAGUCACACAAGCAACCACAACUUCAUGUGGACAUAUAUUUUGUCUUGAAUGUAUCCAACAGAGUAUUGCUAGUUCUCAUGCUCGUGGACAAGUUAGGAACAGUGCUAAUGGGGGCAGAGGACGAGGGAGUCAAGGUCUGGGAGUUGGACUUUGUCCAUUAUGUAGGAAAAAAGUCAUUUUUAAAGAGACUAUUGUGUUAAGAAUGAAAGUUGGUAAGAAUAAUGGGAUACCGAAGUUACCUGAACUGACGAUUAAGCCUCAUGAGAUACCUGUUGAAUCAAUAAAACCGGAUGAUAAGAAGAAGAAGAAGUGA
This is a messenger RNA of Hemisphaericaspora subhashii, 498 nucleotides long. Its product is annotated as SUMO-targeted ubiquitin ligase complex subunit. The coding region runs from base 1 to 498 and encodes 165 amino acids. The record is from RefSeq and is a predicted model, not a curated record. NCBI's taxonomy places the organism in Eukaryota, Fungi, Ascomycota, Pichiomycetes, Serinales, Debaryomycetaceae. Gene Ontology annotation, biological process: positive regulation of transcription by RNA polymerase II. Gene Ontology annotation, molecular function: transcription factor binding. The transcript has a single exon.